AUGGUUCCUAAUUCUCGGAUAUCUGUGCCAGGCCAAUACGAAGAUGAGUCCUGCGUUAUAUAUGUAGGAAAUAUUGACUCUCGCAUUCCAGAUGAAAAGAUUGUUGAGUUUUUCUCUCAAUACGGAAACGUUAUCUCUAUAUUUCGGAGGCUUCUUGAUAGCUUUUAUCCAAAAGUUCGUACAAAAACUUUUAAACCGCCAAGAAAUGGUGUACAAUACGCUUUUAUUCGUUUUGAAACAUCAGACAGUGUACAAAAAGUCAUGAAAGACGCAAAGGGAAUGAUUCUUGGUCGCCGCAAAAUUACAGUCAAAGCCCGUGUUCUUAAUCCGGCCAAGGUGGAAGGUAAAGCGGAAAACAGUCGGAUAUCUCCGUCAAUGAAGCUUGUCGAAAACAAUGGAGAGCCUUUGAACCAAAAACCACUGAUUGGUGUUAACGGACCAACGGUAGUUACUUCAAAUGCAGAGGCGCUUGGUAAUGUUGCGUCUAAGACAACCUCUGCUGUCGUUUCCCCACUUCCUCAGCCUUCCGCCUCUGAGCAAGCACAAGGAACGGCAACGACGCCUACAAGUCUUAAUGACUUCAAUAUUCGUGCAAUUCCACCAGCUUUUACUUCUUCUCUCACAUUAAAUGUCCUAAACUUGCCGACCGACACUACCCCUAUCGAGUUAUAUCAGUACUUCAAGGAAGCGGGGACUGUGAAGGGAACUGCGAUUAGCCAAUUUCGUGACUACAGAGGAUACCGCUGUGGAGAGGUUAUUAUGGAAAGCGUUGAGGACUGUAACGAGGCUAUUCGACGUUUCAAUGGUUGCGCUUUUCGGGGUUCUAUCUUAGAAGUCGGCAUGAAAACACCCUUUAAUGGGGCUUGUUCCCCUGCAUUCUAUCCACAUAUGGACGAAAGCGCUUGGAAUUUUCCAUAUUGCAACAGUCUUGAUUAUGGUACAUACCACCCCGCGUAUCAAAGCUCGAGCAUGAACUCAAUGUCAUGGGCAAUGGGUUCUCCUACGAAAGAUGCCUCGCAAUGGCCUGAUUCAGUGCCUAUGGACCCGUGCAAUCUGUACGUGAAAAAUCUGGACGAUGCAAUCAUAUCAUCAAAAGGACAACUUGAGGCUUUAUUCUCGCCUUAUGGAACUAUCAUUUCGUCCAUGUUAGCGGUUUAUGCCAACACGGGUAUAUCAAAGGGUUACGGUUUUGUGGCCUUUAGACGCCCAGAAGAGGCAUACGCAGCACGUGAGUCUCUCAAUGGUGCUAUGAUCGGCAAGAAACGCAUUUUUGUCUGUUUUGCCGAACGGAAAGAAGAGCGUGUGAGGAGACUUCAAGCUAUGUAUGGCGAUGUGCAGGGCAAAGCGUUAUCCUUACAAACAGGAGAAGCCAAGACACCCAGUCUUUUUGUUAAACCUACCAAAAAGGUCAUCGUUACUAUUAAACCUCCCAAAACGGAGACUGAAAGUGAACUUAAAAAGCAGGGCAACAGCAUUACGUCUACGAAAAAUUUAGAGAACCAAACUAAAACUUCUAAAGCUGGCACCAUUACUGCUGUGGACGAUGCCUUUGUUGGGUGUUCAAAAGGCAAGCUACAAGCAGAAGCGAGUGCUUUAACUGAAAUAACGACUGAUGUCGCUUCUAUUAACUCUACAAAUAAAGCUUUAUCUACUGAAACACCAAAACCGCUUGAAUCAGUGAAACCUAAAGAACGUGACACGCAAUCUACUAACUCUCAGUCGAAAUUAAACAGUGCCUCCGCGAAUUUGAAAAAGAUUCGUGACGUUUUGCAGAACCGGCUUGUGCGGACAUCCUACUUUCUUCCUCGUGCGCAAACUACAACGUGCACAACAUUUACACAUGUUACAGUUGAACCCGUGCACUAUCGGGAUGGUGAGUCCGUUGGUGAAGAACAAUCCAUUGCCUCUCCAGUGUUCAUGAAGGAAACUACAGCCAAUGUCUAUGUUCAUUCUAGGGCACCUCUAAAAAACACGGAGGCUGACAAAGAGAACCGUCUGACGAAAACAAAUGUGACCGAAUUGGAAACUCCUGUAAGGUCUACUCCGAGUCCGCAACUGAACAAGUAA
This is a messenger RNA of Schizosaccharomyces japonicus yFS275, 2067 nucleotides long. RefSeq names its product poly(A) binding protein Crp79. The transcript has 5 exons. The record is from RefSeq and is a predicted model, not a curated record. Bases 1 to 2067 code for a protein of 688 amino acids. NCBI's taxonomy places the organism in Eukaryota, Fungi, Ascomycota, Schizosaccharomycetes, Schizosaccharomycetales, Schizosaccharomycetaceae. Gene Ontology annotation, cellular component: cytoplasm; nucleus. Gene Ontology annotation, molecular function: poly(A) binding; RNA binding; nucleic acid binding. Gene Ontology annotation, biological process: mRNA stabilization; negative regulation of mRNA catabolic process; mRNA export from nucleus.